Messenger RNA from Seriola aureovittata, 3181 nucleotides. RefSeq names its product tropomyosin alpha-1 chain-like. The transcript has 9 exons. Gene Ontology annotation, cellular component: actin filament. Gene Ontology annotation, molecular function: actin filament binding. Bases 104 to 949 code for a protein of 281 amino acids. The record is from RefSeq and is a predicted model, not a curated record. Gene Ontology annotation, biological process: cardiac muscle contraction; actin filament organization. NCBI's taxonomy places the organism in Eukaryota, Metazoa, Chordata, Actinopteri, Carangiformes, Carangidae.
CUCGCACUCCAGCUUGGUGUUCAGCGUGGUUCAGACGCUCCAAUCCUUUCAUCCAGCUUCUUUUGUUUUUGGUUCGCGCGGACGCCACGAACACUAAGCAGCCAUGGAUGCCAUCAAGAAGAAGAUGCAGAUGCUGAAGCUCGACAAGGAGAAUGCCUUGGACAGAGCUGAGCAGGCCGAGUCAGACAAGAAGGCAUCUGAGGACAGGAGCAAACAGCUUGAGGAUGACUUGGUAGCACUGCAGAAGAAGCUGAAGGCAACUGAGGAUGAGUUGGACAAGUACUCUGAAGCCCUGAAGGAUGCCCAGGAGAAACUGGAGCUCGCUGAGAAGAAAGCCACAGAUGCUGAGGGUGAUGUAGCAUCACUGAACAGACGUAUCCAGCUGGUUGAGGAGGAGUUGGACCGUGCUCAGGAGCGUCUGGCCACAGCCCUGACCAAGCUGGAGGAGGCUGAGAAGGCUGCUGAUGAGAGUGAGAGAGGCAUGAAGGUCAUUGAGAACAGGGCAAUGAAGGACGAGGAGAAGAUGGAGCUGCAGGAGAUCCAGCUGAAGGAGGCCAAACACAUUGCUGAGGAGGCUGACCGAAAAUACGAGGAGGUGGCCCGUAAGCUGGUGAUCAUUGAGAGCGACUUGGAACGUACAGAGGAGCGUGCUGAGCUGUCUGAGAGCAAAUGCUCUGAGCUUGAGGAGGAGCUGAAAACCGUGCAGAACAACCUGAAGUCUCUGGAGGCUCAGGCAGAGAAGUACUCGCAGAAGGAGGACAAGUACGAGGAGGAGAUCAAGGUUCUCACAGACAAGCUGAAGGAGGCUGAGACCCGUGCUGAGUUCGCUGAAAGAUCAGUCGCCAAGCUUGAGAAGACCAUUGAUGACCUUGAAGACCAUCUAUACAAACAGCUUGAGAAAAACCGUCUUCUGACCAAUGAACUGAGAGUAGCCUUAAACGAGGCCUAAACUGGAAUGGGCUCUUGUAUGCUUUAAUUUUUCUGAAAUUCAAAAUGUCCAGGCAUAUUGUCUUUUGCUGUUAUAUAAAAAGAGCAUCGGCAACUGCGUCUACGACACAAAACUUAAACCAAGAAAUGCUUUCAACAAACGGGAAUACAAAUGGAAGAUUUUCACAUUAUGCAUGCUACAACAGCAGUUUGAGAGGUCAGACACCUCAGGUUAUGAACAGCCACAGAAUGGAUUUUAUGUAAUUUCUCAGUUAUUGUCAGGGCUGUAGCACAUGAAUCCAGUUUAAAUCUGUAUGGUGGGCCCACAGCUGGGGAAGGCUUAAAAUGCUGCAAGGCGUCUACAAAUCCUUCCGCAUCCCUGAAUCCAUCUCCAAAAAGAAGGGCAAGUUAAGUUCGUAACAGAAAUAAUCAAGUUUCAACUAAAAUCCUAAGAUAUAGUCUGCUGAGCUGUACUGAGAACCAAACUACCCAUUGUUCUGUUUUGCCCCAAUAAGAGUAGAUUAUUUUUCAUCUGCACAGUAGCAUCUAAUCAGGACACAGGACAAUGUUUUGACUAGGGUUUGCAUUUGAUUUUGGUGGUGUGGUUCUCAACCCUGUGAUGCUUUAGAGAACUAAUCUUUCAAACCCAGCCUGCCAGAGCUUCAGAUAUGCAACAUUUGAAUGAGCAUAAACACUUUAAAUGCACAAACUUUAGUCUAAAUAGUAACAUAUGUGACAGGUUAGAGAUGAAAAUUUACCUUUUGACUGACUGACACAUUUUCAGAAUUAUAAUUAAUAUAAAUUGUCCCUGUUACAUAAAUGAUUAAAUUCAACUAAGGUGGGGGGGUCUAAUUUGGUGUGUAGCAGCAAGGAUGGAGUGAUGACCAUUAGUGCAUGUAGAGAGACUUUUCACCAUAUGUUUCUAUGGGAUGACUAGAGGAAAGUUGUAGUCUCAUGACUGGAAGUCAUAGAACAUGUUCCUUUUACAUGACAGAGCAUCCAGCCUGAACCACUGCAAGGAUAAGUAACAGUAUAACUAAAGCCUUAGAGUAAAAAUAAAAGGGAAUAUUUCCACAGAGCUCUUUAAUUUGGGGUCAGAUUAGUACUCGUUUUUUUUUUUUAGUUAUAUUUUUGUGAUUGACCUGAAACUGCAUGGUAGGGGUGUUUGAACUUCAUACUAAAUCUACUGCCAAACUGCAGACUUGGAAAAAGCAAACUAACAAAAAAACUUUUGUUACAGCCCUGUCUAUAGCUUGAGUAUUAUAUUUACAAUAUUAUUUAAAGAUUACAUAUCAACAUAGAAGUUGAGUUUGUGGAAUUGGCUCAGAGUAUCAGAGUUGAGGAUAUGUAUUUGCGUAUUGAAUACUAACUUCUGUCAUGGGGAAAAAAACAGCUGAAAUGUCUCGCAUUCAUAAGAUUUGCAACAAUAUCCAGCCAAUGUCUAACACUGUUUAUUAACCUGGACUAGAGCUUUGUCUGUGCAUCUUUGCGCUGUUGGUUUUAUGAUUUUUAACUGAUGCAAUGCUAUAUUAACAGAUAAACUCACACGUGCUAAAGAAGAGGGCCUGAGCGUAAAACAGAUGCUGGAUCAGACUCUAAUGGAGAUGGUUAACAUUUGACCCAGCUCUGUUCCUCUCCCCACAUUGCCUCGUCUGCUCUGAAUAUGGCUGGCCAGCAUAUAUGGCUGCUGCAGAUGAUGUGGGGAGUUGUGUUUAUAUGUCUCCUCUGACCUUGUCGUCCUGAAGAAACAAGCUCUACACAAGGUAGCACAAACGGCUUUGGUGAGCUACAGUUAAAACUACACUGUUUCCGUUACACACUGUAAUCACAGGUCUGUUAAAAUUCACUGUAUAUCUUUAAUAGGUUUAUAUGUAUGUUUGGAGAAUUUGCACUUUUCGGGGGUGGGGUACUGCACAUAAUCAUCAUGAACAAAGCCAUAAGUUAAGCCAAGGCUUCAUAAAAGGGACUUUUAUUAUGUGUACUUUUUGUAAAGUUGCUUGUAUGUCUUUGUUUCUUCUGCAUUGCAAACAUUUAUUCAGUGUCAGUGAUGUUGUAUACUUCCAGUUUAGCAGGGAAGGAAUUCUUAGCACAGUUGCCUGAAUGUACUGUUUUGUUCUGGCUAAGUGAAAGAAAUGUCUGCACACUGUAUUCACUUUUUCUGUUAAUUCUGAGAAACUGAUUUGUUAGAUUUGUGUGUCUCCCAUUUUAUCUUGAAAAUGUAAAGAUCAUGAAUAAAUGCUUGAAGUAUAAUUUA